Molecule: messenger RNA, 405 nt
Organism: Fragaria vesca subsp. vesca
Lineage: Eukaryota; Viridiplantae; Streptophyta; Magnoliopsida; Rosales; Rosaceae
Product: GDSL esterase/lipase At5g03610-like
Exons: 3
Coding region: 1-405 (134 amino acids)
Molecular function (GO): hydrolase activity, acting on ester bonds
Source: RefSeq, a predicted model, not a curated record
AUGGAAUUAGAUGGAAAAAUCCUGUUCCUCAUUCUCUCUGUCUUUUACUCCGUCUCAGGUCUUAUUGGAGAAGGAGAGGUGCUACUAGUUGAUGCUGUUCCCCACCUUUGGCGUCCAACAAAGCUCUUUGUUUUCGGAGACUCCUCCGCUGCCACCGGCAACAAUGUCGCGAGUCUUGGCUCUGAUUCUGACAUCUGUUGGCAUUCUCCUUAUGGAGAAACCUUUCCCGGAAAACCCACUGCCCGGUUCUCCGAUGGUCGCGUCCUCACUGAUUUCAUCGCUAAGUUCAUAGCAGUGAAGUCUCCUCUGGCAUACAAAAUUAGAAAUGCUGCAGGCUACUAUUCGAAAUAUGGGAUGAAUUUCGCAUAUGGAGGCCAUUCGAGGAAUGAAGAGUACCCAAAUUAA